GAAAUUGAUAUAAGUAAACAACUCUUUUUUUUUCCUCUUUUUUUUUCUCGGCCGAUCAAAUUCCAUUCAAAAAUCUAUAACUUCCUUUAAAUUCAUUAAGUAGAUAAACAACUAAAUAUGUUACAUGUUGUAGUAACAAACAAAUCCGUCGUAGUCUAGCUGGUUAGGAGCUUCCACCCGAGAGACCCGGGUUAGAGUACCGGUGACGGAGAUUUUUUUAAGUCCAGAAGUUUUGUGAGGCUGCGUAGUGUUAUGGUUCUGUAACCUGAGAGUUGGUUCCACUUUCAAUCUUCUGGUAUCUAGCAAAUUUUGUAUUGCUUCUUUCAUUUUACACUGUCGAUAAUAUUACCAAAUCUGUCGUUGUCUGGCUGGUUAGGAUACUCGUCUCUCCCGAGAGACCCUUGUUCGAGUCCGGCGAUGGAGAUUUUUUUAAUGUCCAGAAGUUUUAUAAGGCUGCGUAGUGUUAUGGUUCUGUAACCUGAGAGUUGGUUUGGUUCCACUUUCAAUCUUCUGGUAUCUAGCAACUUUUGUAUUGGUUCUUUCAUUUUACACUAUCGAUAAUAUUACCAAAUCCGUCGUAGUCUAGCUGGUUAGGAUACUCGGCUCUCACCCGAGAGACCCGGGUUCGAGUCCCCGGCGACGGAGGAUUUUUUAAUGUCCCAAGAGAAGUUUUAUGAGGCUGCUUAGUGUGUUAUGAUUCUGGAACCUAAGAGUUGGUUCAACUUCUAAUCUUCUGCUAACUACCAAAUUUUGUAUUGCUUCUUUGAUUUAAUAGUUCCUCUCCAAUAUGCAGUGUCAUGGCUUUAAUCCGCCUAUCUACAUUAGUAUUGUGUACCCUUUCCCCCAUGAUCCUCCUCAUGUUUAACCCUACUGGUUGCUAACCUGUUUCCAGAUUCCUAUAGAAUUCAAGGGUAGUGAAUCAAUUUAACAAAAUAAAAGAAGUUAUAUGUUCCAUAUCUUCUGUAUGAUCUUUUAUAACUCAUUUUUGCAUUAACUUGUUUAAAUCAGAAGUCUUUGUCUUUUUGGCAGACAGAAUAAUACUUCUUCACUUUGAAGCUGUUGCAUGGACAACAUGCUGAAGUUCUCGAAGGAUAUUCUAUCUUGUUCUUUCUUACUUCAUCACAGAGGCUGCAUACUAGAAGUUGGUAUUAACCUUCUCCCAAGGUGGAUGGCUUGGUUCUUCAAAUUUCUGGUCAGCAGAACAAGUAAGGUGCAUCUAGACCAUAAACACAGUAGUUGGGGGAGACGAUAACUGGACACCAUGUGUUACCAGGAUAACUAUCUUAUUCCACCAGAACCUAUUCAUUCUCUCUCGGGUUGUUUCCGAUUACUGCAGCCACUUCGGUCUUGGACAUCUACAAGGUGUAUGUAUACAUUACCACUAGAAACCACUAACCAGAUGCUGAAGAGGUGACGUUUCUAGUUAAAGCUUUCUAUUGGGUAUGAAAUUUGAAUAUUCAUGGUUUAUUUUACUUUUUUUUUUUAACUAUCCCAAUUAACCCAUUUUUCAUUUCGCGUUCCCUCUUUUAACGAGAAAAAGGGUUAGCGAGGGGAGAGACGGUUUGAUUGCGCGACUUCGAAGGCGUUCAAUUUGACCAUUAAAAAUCGGGAGAACGGCUGUAAUCCGAAGCCAUUCUUGUUAAGAAGAUGCGGCGAGGUGGUAGACGAUAUCGAACCGGUGAAGAGUACCCGUCACCCGUUGAACGGAAGGAGGAGCCACCGACAAACGUUCUCAGGCGGCCUGGAAAAGAACACUGUCCCGGGGGAACCGAUGCUGAUGAAGGUCCAGAUUUGCGCUUACCCAGUAGGUUGUUUGCAACGGAUAGAUACCCCAGCAAUAGGCUAAACGUGUACUCGUCGCUGGAGUUGUUGUUGGUGGUGAGGGAUGUUCUGAGGGGUACGCCAGAGUGGGACCGUUUGAUGGGGUCUUGUUUUGGAACGCUCUACCAGUUGCCGGUGCGACGAUGUUCCUACGCCUCGGUGAUGAUUCACGCAAUGCUUGCACGGCAGUUGGUAACCAAAAAAAGGUACGAGGUGUGGCCAGUCUUUGGAGGAAACCCCUGGCGUUUCUCCUUGGUGGAAUUUGGUGGUGUUACUGGACUUCCCUGUGGAGAGUUUGAGGCGGGGUAUGCUCCUGAUAUUCAGCCGGCGUAUAAAGAAGCAGACUAUGCAUUUUGGGAUAAGUUAUUUGAGGGGAAGCGGGAUAUCACCAUCCCUGAAGUGGUGAAGAUGCUUAAGGAGGAUUUGACUCUCACCAGGAGUAGGAAAUUCAAGCUAUGUUUGCUUCUGAUAGUUGAUGGCGUUUUGAUAGCUUCUACACAACCAGCUAAGCCGACAGUGAAGUAUGUAAAGCUUCUAGCCAAUGUGAACCAGUUUCUUGCCUUCCCGUGGGGUAGGGAGUCCUAUUUCUGGACUGUGAAAACUAUGCUCCCAGCGAAGAAGGUUAUUGGUUUGUGUGAUGAUCCAGAGGGAGAAUUCUGCGUUAAGUUGAGGCAGAAGACUAAACAGAUGGUUGGCUUCCCACUGGCGCUUCAGUUGUUGGCUUAUGAGGCUAUACCUCAGUUGCUAGCUAGGCUUGGUGGCACUGACGAAUUGAAGAUUCUGUCCUGUGAAAGAAUUCCAAAGCACGCUGGAGUUAAUUUGGUUGAUGUAUUGGAGGCCGAGCACCACCCGGAGGUAACUCUUUUUUUUUGCGAUGCAGUCUUUUGCUUCUAGCCUAGUUUGUUUUAAAUUUUUCUAGUGAAAUGUUUGGCUGUACGCCCAUGAUGAUUCAGCGUACGGCUGUACCUGUGCGCUUAUUGGGUGUAUAAGUGUACACCUAAGUAGGGGAGUACAUGUGGACGGGUUCUGUAUAUGUACUUGUCACGUAAGUGUGUAUGGGUACCUGUCUUUCCUUAGCGAGCACACAGUUUGUUUAUGUGUGAGUAACGGUUAAUGUACUUCAUAUGCAGCUGAUGGUUCAGCCGAUGAUGGAGGUUCCCGACGACGUGGAUGAAGGCUGGGGUGUGUGGGACGAUGAGAUUGUUGACCGUAGAGUGACCUACAUGGUUGGAAAGUUGGUGAAUGGUCAAAAUUUCAAGAAGAUGGCAUGGGGUGGUGGCGAUGGUAAAGAAGACUUGUAUGAUCACGAGGCUGCAAAAGAAGUGAGAAAGAGAAAGAGGAAUGUAUUUCCUGCAAGAGUGGUAGAAGGCGCCGUAAUGAAGCAAAGAAGGGUUAGUGGUUAUUUCCGCCGGACAGAGGGUGCAGACCGAGAGAAAGAGGAAGUACUGGCUAGGGUUGUUGUGUUGGAGAAGGCGGUGGAGUGGCUUACACGGAAGUUGCUGCGUAGGAAGAGGGUGGGCCUGACACCAAUGAAGGAGAGGCUGAGGAGCGGGACGGUGCAGAGGAAGCGUAAGAAGAAAACGAAGGAGACGUCUAAGGAGGAUAAUCCGUUUGGAGAUGCGACCUAUGAUGACUGGGAGAGUGGUGUGGCUGUUGUUGCGAAAGGGUCACCAGUGCAGAUGUCUGAAGGUGGUGGGGAUGAAUCAUCGGAACCGGAGAAGGGAGACAAAAGCAUUGAUGGCGCUGAGUUUCUUCCCAGUAAUUCAAAAGAGCAUUCUGGUGCCGAGGAGGAGGUGGAGGAUAGCGUUGAUGAGGGAGAGACUCACCGAAAAGGUGGCGCGUCUGAUUCAAACACUUCUGAUGAGCAACCGCCUGUGCUGGUGCCGCUGUCGGAAGGCGAUGGUGUCCCCCUGCAGUGGGUUGAGCAGGGAGUUACUGGCUAUAAGGGUGCAGUUUUAUACCGGGCUACAACCAGCCAGACUUUUUUUGUUGCCGAGGAGAAGGUGGUUAAAUUUUUCUUAUUAUGUGGUUUGGUUGUGGUUGUGACUUUUAGUUUUGCAGGGUGAAAUUGUUUCAGACGAUUUUAAGGAGGGUGAGAAGAGCGAGGCUGUGGAGUGUAAGGGUGGAGAGCAGAUGGGUGUUUUUGUAGCCGUCGAAUCCAGUAUUCAUGGGGAUCCUGGUGGCCAAACUUGUGAUAGGCUUGACGAUCUUAUAGGGUGUAUUGUGAAAGAACAUGCAGGUGACGAACAAGGAGAGCUUUCGUGUCCAAUGGAGCCGGUGUUGGCAAACCAAAAGGUGGGAGAAGAGUCCGGCACAGAGCUGAAAGGGACUUUAGAGGAUGAGCCAUGUGAUAGCCGAAAGGAUUUAGUGUUUGAGGUUGAUCUCGAAAGGGAGGGGGUUGAGGAGGAGGUUCUGGCUGAGUACAAAGAGACAGCCGAGGAGUCUAUUGAUUUGGAGACGCCCUUAAUUGUGAGGAAUGACGAAGACGGUGUUACAUAUUUGAGUGACUCGUCUCAGUGUCCACCCAGUGAGAAGCACUGUCCUGUGGAGGCUGAAGCGCAAUUGGCUUCUUUGCUUCUGGCAAAAGAGCCUUUCACUUUAGCGCAUAUAGUCCCUGCCGUUGAAGAUCCUGACUUCCGAUACUUUGAACAAGUUUUACAGGCUGACCCUAAAGUGUUGCAUGUAGGCGUAGGUCAGUAUGAUCUUGAGAAUCAAUUUUUCCUGGACCUUGCUACGGCGGAGAAGUGGGUAACGAGCAAGCAUAUGGAGGUUCUGGUGGAUUAUGUUGGGCAGAGGCAUGCUGAGGUCCUGCAUCGUAAUAGAGCCAUGUUUGUUGCACCUUGGUUUAUGGAGCAGCUUGCUGGUAAAGCUAAGACGUUCAAUGCAACUACGUAUAAGGGUAGGGUCUUCUCGGACCGUAAGCUGGCGGGGUAUUUAACUAAGAAGGGGCAGAAGCUUGGUGUGGAUGUGGAUCAAGUUUAUGCACCUAUGUUUUGGGGCACAGACCACUGGGUGGGGUUGCGAAUCAGUUUGAGCAAAUGGAGUGUUUUGGUUUACGAUCCAAACCGGAAGCUGCGCACGAUGGAUGAGGUAAUGACGAUAAUGACUCCCAUAGCGAAGAUGCUUCCUUACCUUGUGCGGAAGGUGUGCCCUGCCAACUUUCUUGGUGGACAUGGAUUGGAGCCGUUUGGGGUGGAGCUGAUGGCUGAUGGAUAUCAGAACACACGCAGUGGGGAUUGUGGGCCUGUGGCUUUGAAAUUCAUGGAGUUAGCAGCAACGGGUGUUAAGGAGCCAGAUGUUGAUGAUUUGACGGACUCAUCAGUAGACAUUUUCCGGAAGCAAUAUGCGAUGGACGUGUACAAGGAUUGGGUUGUCCCAUUGUACAUGUGUGGCGAAGCAUCGCAGCAUGGAAAAUGAUUGGUGGUUUAAAUAGUUGACUUGUUUUGGUGUAUUAUAAAGGUGUUUAAGGAUGCAGUAGCUUUGAGCUUCUAAUUCUACCAAGAAUGUUUGUGCGGGGAUGUUUUACUUGUUUCCUAUCUUAGACUUAUCUAUGUUUAACAUUUGAUUCUGAUGAUGUCGUACCUAUUAUCCUCAUAUGUGUCCGUUUUAUCAGCAAUGUUUUUCCGUAGCUUAUAAAAACGUUUUGUCUUGUACUAAACGUUUUUUGUACGAAACCGUAAAUAAUGUGUUUGUGGAAGGAGUACAUGCGUACAGAGCUAGAGUAAUCUAUGAUCUUUGAUCGGUACAGAACAUGAGUACACUGUAGCACAUGCGUACGAGGAAUUCGAUGUCAUUUCGUAAGAUAGGUGAAACUGUAAUCUUUUAUGAUUACAAAACGAGAGUAGACAGUAGGCAAGAUUGAAGUUAGGUAUAGUAGGCAAUAACUGACAUAACAACGAUUAUGAAUAACUAGUUUGCAUCCGCUUACAAGUCCCACAGAAGGAUUACAAAAAGGAGCCGAGUUCAACCAAGUUUACUGACAUAAAAGUUAAGUAGUUUGCUUAGAUUAGCUAGUGAACGAGAGAACCUACAUGAUGAACCUAUAGAGAAUGGCCAGGACCACAACACUCACGCCCAAUUUUUUGAGUGUGCGCAGUUCCGUUUUCAGGGUGUUUAUCUCGUUUCUGAGGUCUUGAAUUGGCUCAUUGUAGUCGUGUACAGGGGACGCGACGGUUUGGGUGUCUGAAGUCAGACUUCCUAUUCCAGACUCAGAAGUGUGUAGGUUACAGAUCUGUGGAACCGCCAGCUUACUGAGAUCUUCAAAUCGUGCCUUGAGGUCCUCAAUUUCCUCAACCAUGGAAAUGUCGGUCCAUUUAAAGAGAUGGUGGCGAUUGUUCUGAGAGUAGAAGUAACCGAUUUUUUUGGGUUAGGGCGAGAAUAGUAUGAUUCGAUUUUAAAAAGUUGGAGGAAAUGCAGUACCUCGUCACCUAAAGGACAACUGUGGAAAAGCCGUCCCGGGUUGGAUUGUGUUUUGGAAGUGAGGCGAGAAACACGUCUGCCGCACCUGCAGUGAGUCGGGAAGCCUCUGUUUUCAUCGCCCAUCGUGCUCUGUUCCUUUGUUUGUGUUAAGGGUAGAACCCUAGAAGCUGAUGUAGUUUGUGUAUAAAACGACGGCGUUUAGGUUUUGGGUAGUGGUAAUUUUUUAUUUUUUUUCCUUUUUUCUUGAGAACAGUUUAAUAAUCUUGUGUACUCCAGUUGUGUACUCACGGUAAAGGUUGUGUACGCGUGGUCAAACAUCUAAUUGGUUGUACCUAAAUGGGCCUAAAUGGCGAAGUACAUGUGUACAUACCGUAAUGCUUGUGUACGCCUUUUAAAAAAGGAAAUUGGAAAACAGUCAUAUUCCGAAAAAAAUAAGCGUUUAGUAACACCAAAGAGGAACAGCCAAUACAUGUUAACAAAGUUUUAGACAUGCAAUACAAAAGCAUCAAAAAGUGUUGAGUCAGAGCUGAUCCUGGGUGAAUGCGCUAUCCAAAAGAGACAACACUUGGAUAUAAAAUUCACCCCCAUCAGAGAGGGACGACGCAGCGAGCGCGGUUGUGUCCAGUCUGUCCACAACGGCUACACUUGUUUUGGUUGGCCUUUGUUUUCUUGGCAGGCUGUAAAAAAGAGGAAAUUAAGUUAGGGUGCAAUGAUUGAAACAUGUUUAGGAAGCCAGAGGUAUAAGAAGAUACCGGGAUCUCUCCUGUGGAUGGGAUCCUUCCUUCCCUAGGCCUGCCUGAAGGACGUCUAGUCCUAGGAGGGUAAAUCGUCACAUCUCCAAUAGCUGGCGGGAUGGAAUACUCACCAAUGUCAGCCUCUGGGUAGAUGACACCAGCGUAUGUGUCUCUCCAGUGUUGUGUCUUGUAAAAAUCACCAACCAGUUGGUUGUAGGGUAGGCCAACAGAGUCUGCGGCUAAGAGGGCAUGGCCGCAAGGUAUAUUGAGCUUCUGGAAGACUUGGCAUGAACAGACCUUGGUAUCCAAGUGGACAGUGUUUCCGUGGCCAAAAAGACCAUGAACAGAGAAGCUCCAGUCCUUGGAAGGAGAGAUCUUGCUGCCUUUGGUAAGUUUGAUGUGAGUUUGAAUGACCUUGUCAACCUCUGGUGUGCAAAAACCCCUGUGUUUUGAAGACUUGGUCCUCCUGGCUGAGAACCAACGGGUGACCAUGCGUUGGAUGAACAUGAACAUCUCAAUAAUUGGAGAAGCACGAGAUUUGGAAAUAGCAUUGUUCAGCUGCUCGGCUACGUUGCUGGUCAUGAGAUUGUAGCGGGAACCGGAGAAGUAAGUACGAGUCCAUCUUGAAGUGCCAAUGUCCUCAAGGUAUUUGAAGCAGGCAAGGUUGGCCAUUUUAAUCUUGUCGAACUUCUUGUCAAAAUCAGCACGGCGGAAUUGGAAAGCAGCCUCGCAAACCAUCUUAGCAAGCCCCUUGCUUUUGUACCGGGAUACAACGUUCCUCAUAAUGUGGACAAUGCAGGCACCGUGGUUUGCCUUAGGAAACGUCAGACUAACUGCCUUGGCUAUGGAGACAUGGCGAUCAGAGAUGAUAGAUAGUGUGCUGGAGUCAGCAAUAAUCCUUUCGACCUUGGUGAGAAACCAUGUCCAAGCCUCCUCUGUUUCUCCAUCAACCACAGCAAAGGCAAGGGGGAAGACUUGGAAGUUACCAUCUUGGCCGCUGGCAGUUAGGAGUACUCCUUUGUAUUUCCCAGAGAGAUGAGUGCCAUCAAUAAUCAGAGCAGGACGUAAGCGACGGAAACCUUGUAUUGAAGCACCAAAGGCCAGGAAGGCGUACAGAAAACGUGUGUCCCCGUUUUCAUCAAGUUCUGUUUCAACGUCAGCAAUGGUGCCAGGAUUUGUGGCUUUCAGCCUCUCAAAAUAAUCAACAAUGUUGAGGAAAGAGUCUUCUGCGUUACCAUGCGUCAUGUCGAUAGCAAUUUCCUUGGCCCGAUGGCAUUUCAUGUAGGAAGCGGAGACACGCAAAUCUUCAAGGACAAGUUGCUGGAGCUGAGCGGCUUUGGGGGCGUCCGUGGUAUCUCCGUAUUUCGAGCGGUAAAUAUGUGCUAACACCUUAGCAGUUGCACGCCUCUUGUACAGCCUACGAGUGUCGGUGUCACAGGUGUGAUUCAGCUGACACUUCUUAAUAGUGUAGUAACCACAAGUCGUGAGCUCUUUUGCAAAGAUUCUCCAAUCACAGCGCGGAUCGUAACAACUGAGAACAAAAGAAUGCCUGCUGGUUCUUGACUGCCUGAAAUGAAACUGUUCCUUAAUGGCAUAGAUGGCCAGACCGAUCUGGCAGUCUUGUUUGGAGGCAUACAGUUUUCCAACGCAUGGUUCAUCGUCGUCAAUUGCCAAAUCCGGGACAUCUUCAGCUUCGUACAAGGUAUCAUCAAACAGAGGGGGUAUGUCGAACUCCUCAUCACUGAUAUCUGAGAGAGGCCUGGUCUCACGAACAUUUGGAGUGCUUGGCUGAUGCUGGUAUGCACGGGUGAGGGGUGAACGUGUGUACGAGGGAGAGCUGGAUGAGGGGGGGCAGCUACGAGUCUGUACAGGUGUACGGCUAGGAGUUUGUACAGAGGGAAAGGGCAGACCGGUAUCAGGUUUGAUGUACGGUGGCAGCUCGCCGGACACUAGGACGGUAUGGUCAAAAGCAUCACCGGUGGUGCAGUGGAUGAUAUGAGGUGCAGUUUUUGGGACAGAGAUACCCGCCAUAACCUCAGCCGCAUCUGAUCCACCAAGAUGAUUGUCAAUGAGAGGAGACCAAAAAUCCUCAUCGUACCCACGAGGUUGGACAUCAUCAAUAUCGGGCGGAAUAGAAGUAUCAGAUCCUGUUUCCUCUUCCUCCUCUUCAAUGACCCAACUGUCUGGUUUGGUGUCGGGGUCUUCUUUGAACAUGUUUUCAAGGAGCUCGUCUCCGCACAAAAGGGUUUCGUCUAUAAAAGAUAAGCGAGAGGGCUUUGUACCAGAAGAGCUGCCUGGGAUUUGAGAGUGUACAGAUGUACGUUUCGAAGGUUGUCCAGGGGGACAACUCUGAGACUGUACAGGUGGACAACUACGAGGUUGUACAUGGUGGCAGCCCGGUGUAGGUUCGGGUGUACAAUCACGUGGGGGUACGGGUGGACAUCUCUGUGACAUGUUUUGUUCAUCUUGGUUGAAAAGGGAGAAAUCGGGGAUUUGAGAACCGGAGGUUGAGGGGUGUAUAACAGCAGAGGAGGAGUAGGGACUGAGUGCUCUCUUAAUAGGCUGAUUAGGAGUUGUGAAGGGCAAAGGAUUCUCAGCAACACGGCUUGUGGUGGAGGUCGGGGCUUGGGAUGUAAAAGUCACAAACAAGUUCAUUCCUUUGUGUGACUGGAAAUGCUGAUAGAAGUAGGAGACAGCACCGUCGUUCGUUAGCAUGACUGGGGGGGUGGUUAGGCCAGUUGCAAGCUCCUUCAAAUUCGGGGGCCAAUAGCUUAGUACGGCGGUGAGGAGGAUCUCGGGGGUGUCAAAGAACUCCUUGAAAACAUUGGUCAACAGCUCAGUCAAGGUGAUAUCUUUGCGAAGAGGGACGAUCCUGGUCAUGUGGUCUUUGUCGAUUGAGAAGUUCCAGUGCUUGUCUGCUCCGGUUUCCCACUCACCGGCGAUAACCAUACAGUGCUCCGCCAUGGCGAAGGCUGUAACCUGACAUAGUUUUAUCGAAAUAAGUUUUGUUUAACAUUGAUAAAUCUUAAAAACAAGAUUAAGGAUAGCUAUAACCUUAAUGGGGGGUGAUUUACAGAAGAUCGAUGAAGGACGUUAUGCAGGGCGACGGUGAAAGCAGGGGAGUGAAAGUGAAAAAGGUUAAAAGGGAAGUCGACGGUAAAGGAAAUGAAGAUGAAAAAUAUAGGCUAAUCGCAGCCGUCCAUUGAAAUGACAAGUAGAGUUAAUCGGAUGGUUGGAGUGUGAGCAAGUGUAAUGUCAAGUCUAGAUCUGUAAAAACAUAUGUCAACCGUGGGAUUGAAAAGUAGAUCAACGGCUAAGAGUGAAGCCCGCCUAAAAAAAUAGUCUGGUUAUAAGGAAGGUAAUUGUAAGUGUAAAGGAAGUUCUUCUCUGGUUUGGUUUCUAAGGAGGAGUUAGGAAAAAGUGCACUUGUAGAAAUAUGUGACUUAUUGAGAUAUUAACAAGUAGAAAAGUGACCCUGAUUGUAAAUGUUUCCUAAAAAUAACAGUAAUAAUUUCAUUUUCUUGCUGACU
Molecule: messenger RNA, 10504 nt
Organism: Raphanus sativus (radish)
Lineage: Eukaryota; Viridiplantae; Streptophyta; Magnoliopsida; Brassicales; Brassicaceae
Exons: 11
Coding region: 3955-5238 (427 amino acids)
Biological process (GO): proteolysis
Molecular function (GO): cysteine-type peptidase activity
Source: RefSeq, a predicted model, not a curated record